Messenger RNA from Megalops cyprinoides (Indo-Pacific tarpon), 1215 nucleotides. It is a transcript of the gene endou, whose product is annotated as endonuclease, polyU-specific. Lineage: Eukaryota; Metazoa; Chordata; Actinopteri; Elopiformes; Megalopidae. Gene Ontology annotation, biological process: immune response. The transcript is spliced from 9 exons. Gene Ontology annotation, molecular function: RNA endonuclease activity; polysaccharide binding; scavenger receptor activity. The record is from RefSeq and is a predicted model, not a curated record.
AUGAAGGCUCUCCUUCUCCUCUCACUGGGUGUAACCCUGGUCACUCUGGGGCAGAGCAACACCUUAGACUCCUGCCAGGGUCGCUGUGGCUAUGGAACGGACCCAAACUACACCUGCCAGUGUAACUCUCCUUGCGAGCGCUAUGGCGACUGUUGCUCUGACUACGAGACCCUCUGCAAAGGUUAGACUUCACUUGGUUCAACAUCUUGCAAGGGGAGAUGUGGAGAAAAGUACAACUCUCAAAACAAGUGCCACUGCAACUCCAAAUGCUCCCAGUACAACAACUGCUGCAGUGACUACAAUAGCAUCUGUGGAGGAAGCUCUUCAGGGGGUGCGGUGAUCACGGACUCAGAGAUAAAAGUGUUGUCUGAGUUACUGUACUCUCUGGACACCAACAAGGCCUCCCCCUUCGAGCUGGUCAUUGACCCCCAGACCCAGGUCGAUGGCUCGCAGACUGGCUCUCAGAAUGACCUCUCCCCCCACCCGUUGUUCACCUACCUGGAUGAGGCCUCCCUGUUCUCCAAGCCCACUUACUCAGCCUUCCUGGCCCUGCUGGACAACUACCAGAGAAUGACGGGCGUGACUGAAGACUUCAGCCCAGCAGAGCUGGCUGAGCAGGACACCUUCCUCAGGGAGACCAUGUCCAACACUGAGAUUGGCAGGGAGCUCUACGCCUUCCUUGCCAGCAAGGGCAUUUACAGCACAGAGGAGGAGUUCAUUUAUGACCUGAAGAUGAUGUGGUUUGGGCUCUACUCCCGCAGCAACAACAAGAAGGAUUCUAGCGGCUUUGAGCACAUCUUUGCAGGAGAGGUGAAAAAAGGUAAGGUGUCUGGAUUUCACAGCUGGAUUCAGUUUUACCAGCUGGAGAAGAAAAGGCUCCUCAACUACUACAGCUACAGCUUUGAUGGCCCUUGGUAUACCUACCCUGACGUACUGGGCAUGCAGUUUAAGUGGGAUGGCUACUUCAAACAAGUUGGCUCUGCUAUAAUUGGCAGUAGCCCAGAGUUUGACUUCGCUCUCUACAGUCUCUGCUAUAUCACUCGUCCUGGAAAGCAAUGCUAUCUGAGCCUGGGAGGGAAGACUCUGAUCAUCCAGACCUACACCUGGGAUAACUCCUCCUACGGGGACGGCAAGAAGUUCAUUGCCUCCGCCUUCCCCGCCACUCCGCGCGCCUUCAUCUCACACGCUUCACUACUGGACUCAAUGGACUCCUAA